AUGGCUGGAGAAGGAAAAACACGAAACACAACUAGAGAUGAUGCCUAUGCAUAUCUUAGGACUGUGAAGGAUAAAUUUGAGAAUGAUCGUGAAAAAUAUGACGAUUUUCUUGCGAUUAUGAAUAAUUUUAAUGCUGGGAGGAUUGAUAGGAAUGGUUGCAUAGAAGAGGUGAAGGAACUAUUUAAAGGACACCGAGACUUGAUAUCGGGGUUCAAUGUGUUUUUACCAGGGUCUUUAGAGAUCGCUGAUUGGUAUAACUUAGAGUGUCGCUGA
Messenger RNA from Raphanus sativus (radish), 273 nucleotides. Its product is annotated as paired amphipathic helix protein Sin3-like 3. The transcript has 2 exons. Gene Ontology annotation, cellular component: chromatin; histone deacetylase complex. Gene Ontology annotation, biological process: negative regulation of transcription by RNA polymerase II. The coding region runs from base 1 to 273 and encodes 90 amino acids. Gene Ontology annotation, molecular function: transcription corepressor activity. NCBI's taxonomy places the organism in Eukaryota, Viridiplantae, Streptophyta, Magnoliopsida, Brassicales, Brassicaceae. The record is from RefSeq and is a predicted model, not a curated record.